Messenger RNA from Serinus canaria (Common canary), 4391 nucleotides. It is a transcript of the gene BACH2, whose product is annotated as BTB domain and CNC homolog 2. The record is from RefSeq and is a predicted model, not a curated record. The transcript has 9 exons. Gene Ontology annotation, molecular function: DNA-binding transcription factor activity, RNA polymerase II-specific; protein binding; RNA polymerase II cis-regulatory region sequence-specific DNA binding. The coding region runs from base 867 to 3341 and encodes 824 amino acids. Lineage: Eukaryota; Metazoa; Chordata; Aves; Passeriformes; Fringillidae. Gene Ontology annotation, biological process: regulation of transcription by RNA polymerase II.
CAGCCCUCCCCCCCUUCCCUCCCUUCCCCCUUUAUUUUUCUCCGCAAGACUUUGGCUCUGGAAACAGCUGGUUCAAAGCAAUCGCCAUGUGAUGAUCGUCUGGGUCGGGGUUUUUUUUUUUCAUUUGGGGGGGGGAGGGUGCAGGUUUCUGACCGCAGAGAAAUACUAAUAAGAAUUUCCGAAACAACAGCAGCAGCAACAACAAGAGCAACCUCCCCCUUCCCCAAACCUCCUCAGCCGUAACAGCCCCCCCACCCCCGGGCCCACUCCACCCCGCCCCACUGCAUCCCCCACCUCCCGCCCAGGCUGCAGCGAGAGGGGCGACCCCCGAAAGUUGCGCGGAGGCGAGAGCAAUGAGGCAAGAGAGAAAUUUUUAAAAACAGAAAAAUGUGAUUGCAUAAACAUCGUUGUUGGCAGGAGGACUCAGUGGAUUCAGAGUCUCAUGGCCCAAACUGAAUGGGUCAAACAUCAUGGUUGUGAUGAAGAGCAGUGAUACAACAUUGUUUGGGGUUCAGCUACAAGCAAAGAAUCUGUCCUUGGAAAAGAGGCAAAUUAGAGGAAGAUGCCAAGGUAGCUGUUACAGCAAAGUCCUUGCCAGAUACAACUGUAAGUGCUGCCUGUAUGAAAGAGCUGAGCCACACCAUCCAGUAAACUGUCUAGAGCAGCAGUUGGCUUGCUUGGAAAUCACUUCCAAGACUGCGUUGUUGCUCCAACUGAGUUGCCAGAACACUGCCCCACAGAACUUUGGAGGGUCACUUCUUAAUGGAUUGCUGCAGCCUCUUAAUUUCUCCAUUGCUCCUGUUCCCUGCAUCGUGAGAACAUUUUAGCCAGCACAGAACCUAGAAAAGUUACAUGGUGUGAACGGCAUGUCUGUGGAUGAGAAGACUGACUCCCCCAUGUAUGUGUAUGAGUCAACGGUGCACUGUACCAAUAUUCUCCUCUGCUUAAAUGACCAGCGGAAGCAGGACAUUCUCUGUGACGUGACGCUGAUCGUGGAGGGGAAGGAGUUCCGCGCCCACCGGGCUGUGCUGGCUGCCUGCAGCGAGUACUUCUUGCAGGCCUUGGUUGGGCAGACGGAAAAUGACCUGGUGGUCAGCCUGCCGGAAGAGGUCACUGUCAGGGGAUUUGGUCCAUUGUUGCAGUUUGCCUACACUGCUAAGCUGUUACUCAGCAGAGAAAACAUCCAGGAGGUCAUCCACUGCGCUGAGUUCCUGCGCAUGCACAACCUGGAGGACUCCUGCUUCAGCUUCCUUCAGACACAGCUGCUGAACAACGAAGAUGGCCUGUUCCUGUGCAAAAAAGAUACCACCUGUCAGCGCAUGCACGAUGAGGAGAACUCCGAUGGAGAUGAGGAGGAGACGAUGGAAUCGGAGACGUCAAAAAUAUCUUGCCCAAGGGAGAGGAUGCACCAAGAGCCCUUCAAUUUUGAAACCACUGUUGCUGGAGCAGACAAAGGCGAAGGGAUGCUGCCCGACUCUGACAUGCUGAGAGAUAGCAAGGACAAUUUGGAUAAAGAUGCAGUAACACGGUACCCCAGAUACAAGAAAUACCAGCUUGCUUGUACCAAGAAUGUCUACAACACAUCACACAUCAGUACCUCAGGUUUUGCAAGCACAUUCAAUGAAGAGAGCUCUGGAAAUGGCCUCAAAUCAGGACUCGCUAUGGGGCAGAUAAAAAGUGAGCCUCAGAAUGAAGAGAACGAUGAAGAAAGCAUCACACUUUGCCUGUCUGGAGAUGAACCUGACAUCAGGGAUAAAGAAGGGGAUGUUGAAAUGGACAGGAAACAGCCAAGCCUCACUUGUGUCGACAGGCCAAAAAGUGGGUCUUCUCCUUCUUGCUUGCGGUCUUUCUUCAACAGAACAAAAAGCAUAGAUUUGGUUGGCUUCCCCAGCACUUCCCAACAGCACUUUGGCAGGAGUCCAGCAUGCCCUUUUGAAAAAGGGACAACUCAGGGUGACCACAAAACUGAUUAUGUCCCUUUCACAGGGAACUACGGACAGUCCCAUGCCAUGCAGAAGGAUGCUUCCAACUUCACAGUGGGAUCACCACUCAGGGGGCCCGGCUUUGAAACUCUCUGUAAGCAAGAAGGAGAACUGGACAGGAGGAGUGUUAUAUUCUCUUCAAAUGCUUGUGACCAAGUAAACACUUCGGUGCAUUCAUAUUCUGGUGUGAGCAGCUUGGACAAAGACCUCACUGAGACUGUGCCAAAGGGUCUGUGGGCUGGCGGUAGCCAGUCUCUGCCCAGCUCCCAGACCUAUUCGCACAGCGGACUGACAGCUGAUCACUUGCCGGGACGGAUGCGGCCGAACACCAGCUGUCCGGUGCCAAUUAAAGUUUGCCCUCGCUCUCCUCCUCUGGAAACCAGAACCAGGACCUCCAGCUCGUGCUCCUCCUACUCGUACGCAGAGGACGGCAGCGGCGGCUCUCCCUGCAGCCUGCGUCUCUGCGAGCUCUCCUCUUCCCCUUGCUCCCAAGGUCCCCGAUUCCUGGCGCCCGAGCACCAGGAGCCCGGCGUGGUGGGGGAUGGAUUGUACAACCCGGUCCGAGCCCAGAUUAAAUGUGAGCCAUCCUAUGGAACAAACUCCAGCGAUGAGUCUGGGUCAUUCUCAGAAGCAGACAGUGAAUCAUGUCCUGUGCAAGACAGAGGGCAUGAGGUGAAACUUCCUUUUCCUGUUGAUCAAAUCACAGAUCUUCCAAGGAAUGAUUUCCAGAUGAUGAUAAAGAUGCACAAGCUAACCUCAGAGCAGCUCGAGUUCAUCCACGACGUCCGCCGGCGCAGCAAGAACCGGAUUGCAGCCCAGCGCUGCCGCAAGAGGAAACUGGACUGCAUUCAGAACCUCGAAUGUGAAAUCCGCAAGUUGGUGUGUGAGAAAGAGAAAUUGCUCUCAGAAAGGAACCAGCUGAAAGCAAGCAUGGGAGAAUUGCUAGACAACUUCUCGUGUCUUUCCCAAGAAGUGUGUAGAGACAUGCAGAGCCCGGAACAGAUCCAAGCCCUCCACCGAUACUGCCCCGUUCUCAGACCCAUGGAUCUACAGCCGGUCACCACCAUCAGCCCCGCCCCAGCUGGUGUGGAGCAGAGCCUGGUGACCUCCCAGUGCGUCGGGGAGAGCAUGCAGUGCUGCUCAGAGCAAGGCUCGGUGCAGCUGGGAGCACCCUGGCUGCCCAACAACAUCUCGGAAAAUUGUUCGGCUGGCGCGGGAUUGGAUGGAGCCGACGCAGGUACUUACUCCGAGAGAGAGCUUCCACCAGAGCAGAGCAGCCAAACGGUCACGGUAGACUUCUGUCAGGAAAUGACUGAUAAAUGUACAACAGAUGAACAACCCAGGAAAGAUUACACCUAGUGACUCGUAACCUUAACGUUACACCUGGUCAGGUGUUCUUCAGUCAGCCAGUGGCAGUGUUCAUUUGUUGUCUAGAAGAACGUAUUUGGUGCACACUACAGUGGUCUUAGCAGCAAUACUGUUUUUAAGUAUUCCCUCCUCUCUACAAGCAGGAGUUCUCUUCACAAUGGUGCUAUCCCUUGCUCAGGCAGGGAACGAAGCAGUGGCAACACUGUCUGUUUUUGUAUGUUGAUUUCAAUCUUAACAGGGAUGGACAUAACACCUCUGAGGACCCAACCGCAGCUUUUUUCUCAGUGGCCCAUGUCACAAAACCCUAACUCAGGAAUUUCCUCUGAAUGUUCAAUUUUUCAUUGAAGACAGCUUCUUUACACAUCAAAGUUUUAUAGCUAAACUGUACAUAUUAUAUAUAAUAUAUAUAAAAUAUAUAUAUCCAUAUGCAAGAGUCCCUGCAUGCCUCAAUUUUCUCAUCCUACAAACUGGAAGCUUUCAUUUCUAUUGUACAAACAAGUUCCAACAUUCCUUUUUGUCUUUGAUGCUAGAACUAGUUUGGUAACUUGUUACACGAUAAUUUUUUCCUCAGUUCGCAGUUCAGCAAUAGCAUUCAAUUUGUACUUAUUUAUAAAACUUUAAUGUCAGAAACUUAUUUGAGAUUUUAUUAUAGACAAUUUUUUUUGGCACAGCCAUUUCGUGCCACUUGAGCAAUGUGGAGUUAUUUUAUUUUCUUGCAGAUACUGUACAGUAAUGGUCAACUUUGCCACUUGCACUGAGUUUCUGGUCAAACCUCUUUUCAUAAAUGAAGUCAUGACUUCAGAAUAACUUGAGUAUAUGGUUUUCUUUGCUUUAUGGCUUAAAGGAAAUAGAAAAUUUUUAUCUAAUAGACAAACACUCAGGAGCUCAUUAUGUAGUAAAAACAGUCUUGCCAAAUACUGAAUUCACUAUACAAUUUGUAAAGAGAAUCUGCUUGAAUUAUUUUUAUAUUUAGACUUCUUUCUGUUUCACAAACCAAGUUUAAGUGCUGUUAAUGAUGCGUUUGGAGUCUUAUAGGGGAAA